AUGCGCUUCGCAGCAGCAAUCUUCAUCUCGCUCGCCGUCGUGCUGAGCUCCGUCUCGGCCCUUCCGCUUCCGCUCGGCGAGGCAGCUCCUGGGAGCAUCGCCGCAAGAGACAAUGAUGGGCCCAACGUCGGUAGUCAAGCGUUUGCGCUGACUGUGGACAGCGUCAAUCAGCAACUGGACACCUUCGCCGCAGGCUUCCAACAGUUCCUUGCUGGAGAUCUGUGAGUCCCUCCUUUUUUCGCGUUGCACGCAGCACAGAGCCCCACUCUCGCGCUUAUUGCCGCGCCCCCAUUUCUUCGCGCGCCCCACGCAGCGAGCAAGGAGAGACGCUUAAGCUGCUCUUGAACGACCUUACGGACAGUAUCCAUGCAGGAGCAGACGCUCUAUCGAACCCGGCAGUACACAUCGAAGGCAAAGAAGUGCAGGGCGUCCAAGCGCUCUUGAAUCACGCGUGAGUCCCUGCUGUCCGUCAUGAUCUUUCUCGGUGCGCAUCUGCUCACAUGUCCCUCUCGUCGACUUGCCAAACACUAGCGAAUCCACUGUCAAUGCUACCAUCGAGUCGUUGAUCGAGGCGCAGUACGCCCUGCUGAUGGUGGGCGCAGGCAAGUACAUCUACAAAUCCCUCCCAGCUCUCGGUCGAGCCUUUGAAUCCUUCAAAGAUCUCUCCUCCAUCCAAUCCUACUCCACCGAGCACUCCCAAGCCGACUUUAGCGCAGAAGUGCACAAGAAGCUGGACAGGAUUGUCGGUUGGAUCAAUGUGGGAUUGAAUGCUUUUGGAAGAGAGCGCAUUUCGGCGGCUUGGAUCGAGGAAAAGGGUAUUGCGCCUUGCGAUCAGUACACGGACAAGGGUGUCGUUUGCAAGCCGAAAGAAGAGCACUUGGAGAGCCAGGAGGUGCCCGAAGAGCAAUCGCAGACGCAGUCGCACGGCCUCGGACCUGAUGGACAGCCCCUGCAGCUCGAGUCUGAUCCCACGACCAAGGAUGGCCAGCCAGUGGCUGCACCGACCAAAGCAAACGACGCACAGCCAGAGUCCAAGUCGAACGGCGCUGACCAACCUCCGCCACAGACUCUCGAGCCCAGUCCUCAAGAGCAACCCUCGCGUCUCACACAAGCCGGCAACGAUGGUGCCGUGCCUCCCAAGUAG
Ceraceosorus bombacis is the source of this 1144-nucleotide messenger RNA. The record is from the annotation of a GenBank genome assembly. Lineage: Eukaryota; Fungi; Basidiomycota; Exobasidiomycetes; Ceraceosorales; Ceraceosoraceae.